AUGGAUAAUGAUAGCAGCGGGAGUACUCCGUCCGGUCCGAGCAAGCCCUCGACCGGCAGCACGCCCCAGGGCUGCUCUGAUUCGGCCUCUGCCGCCACCCCCCAGCCCCCAUCUUCCUCGUCUUCGUCGCGGCCGAUCGCCCGCCCAUCGUCUACUUCUUCGGUCGCUCACAGCUCACAAAAUUCGAAACGACGUCGUGGGUUGGGAAUUGUCACGCCAAAUGCGUGCACGGAAUGCCGCAAGAAGCGCGCCAAGUGCGAUGGCAGCAACCCUUGCGGUCGCUGCAAAGCCCAGAAAGUUGAGUGCGUCUACGAAAUGCCCGUUCGCCAAUCUAAAGAAAAUCUUCGCACCGAAAUUGAGCAGCUGCGUCACCGCCAACGAUCUAGCAAUCAGGUCUUUUCCGCCCUUGUCCGCUCGAAUCUCUGGGAAGAUGUUUUGGGUCGGCUGCGCAACGGCCAGUCCGUCGACAGCAUAUCCGACUGGCUCGGCAGCAACCUAGCGUCGGACGUUGAACGGACCAGCACAAAGGGCCAUUCUCUUCCACAUCACCAGACUGGGGAUACCAACAUGGCAGCCGGUGACACUUCCCGUGGCCCUAUUAUGUCUGUUGAUGACUAUGGCCAAGGACACCAUGGCAUGGCUUCCAUGAGCCUGAGCCCUUCGCAGCCGCACGCACCUUUCCACAGCGAUUUAAGGCAAUCCAGCCCCUGGCAAUUUUCAUCGCAUGAUCCCACAGCUACUGGAUCCACAAGAAGCAACUCUCUUGCCGACGCUAGAAGCAUGGCUUCUGAGCUUCACGGUCCGCCGCAGACGCGCGUUGGAUAUUGGGCCGAGAACAUGGAGACAGAUCCCGCCCCCGAAAGCCAGCUGCCGCGCUUUCGCGGUCUCGAGCAGGUCCUCUCGCCUUUGAGUGACCCCGAAAUGCAGCGCCAUUCUUCUGGUACCUGGACUAGCAUUACUAGCGACGUUAACUUGGUCCAUCAUUUACUCGCCCUGUACUUUUGCUGGGAGUACCCCACUUUCGCUUCCCUUAGCAAGGAGCAUUUUCUCCGGGACUUUCAAGACGGACGCCAUCGAUACUGUUCACCGAUUCUCAUCAACGCGCUGCUUGCUUUAGGCUGCCGCUUCUCGACACAACCUAAAACCAGAGAAUUCCCUAAUGAUCCAUAUUCAUCGGGCGACCACUUUUUCAAGGAGGCUCUCCGGCUUCUUAAUGCCGAGACGGACCAGCACUCGCUCACGGUCAUCCAGGCGCUGGGCAUCAUGUCUAUCCGCGAGGCUAGCUGUGGUAGAGACUCGGAAAGUUGGUACUACUCUGGCCAGAGUAUCCGGUUGGCUAUUGAGAUGGGCUUGCAUCUCUCACGGGAACACACCGAUCUCGACGAGAUGGCUGUACAGUCCGCCACAUUUUGGGGCGCUUUCGCUCUCGAUCACGCCUGGUCUCUUGCCACAGGCUCCCUUCCGCAAAGUUCCUGCUUUGCCCGGCUACCGAUGAAGCCGGGCAUCAUAGCCGACAUCGAGGCGUCCUUAUGGGUUCCUUAUACAGACAAUGGCGCACCUCUGCAGCGAUCAUGCGAGCAACCAUCGAAUGUCAGAUCCGUGUACAAAUGUUUUUGUGAACUGAGCGAGCUCGUCCAUCAAUCCCUCUAUAUGCUCCACUCUCCCGGAAAACCGUUGACAGCGCGAGAGCUACUCAGCAUUUAUACCCAGUACCUCAACUGCAUGUAUUAUCACUUUGCUAUUCUACUUCUUUUCCGGCCCUUGAUCAAGUUGCGCAUCAUCGGAUCCAAAGUUUCCCCACGAGACGUCUGCUCGCAAGCCGCCGACGCCAUUCAAAACUUGCUCAAGUCGUACUCGCAACUAUACACGCUGCGGCGGACACCGACGUUUGUCCCGUACUUUGUGCUCACUUCGACCAUCAUGCACCUUGCCAUCGGGGCUACCAAGGUUUCAUCUGACCUAAGCGGCAGCGACGCCAUGGGCGAGAGCGCCAAAAUCGACCCACACGCAUCAGACUCCUUGGCCCAAGGUAUUGCGGACUUGGCCGAGAUGGCGCCCUGCCACCAUUUUGCCGAGCAAGCUCUCAACAUCCUGCGAUUUCUGGCCAAGAAAUGGAACAUCGAAGUGGAAUUCGGCAGCAGCAACAAGCCCGUACCCGACGACUACGAGAAGCUUCUCAAGCCCUACACUAGUAGUCUCAACUUUUUUGCGCCGAAUUUCACUGCGGAAGAUUUCAUAUGUCGCUGGGGGAAGGCGAGCAUAGUCGCCGACCCCAACUUGCCGUCUCCAAGUCAGGGCACGGGGCUGCAGGCCGCUGUCGACAAUAUUGAGAACCCGUUGUUCUGGCCCUUUCCUAUGCAAGGACGGCCGAUGCUGCCCACUGGACAAGAGCUGGAACAAGCUGGAUUUGCCAUGAUAUAA
Molecule: messenger RNA, 2421 nt
Organism: Beauveria bassiana ARSEF 2860
Lineage: Eukaryota; Fungi; Ascomycota; Sordariomycetes; Hypocreales; Cordycipitaceae
Product: fungal specific transcription factor
Exons: 5
Coding region: 1-2421 (806 amino acids)
Biological process (GO): regulation of DNA-templated transcription; DNA-templated transcription
Molecular function (GO): zinc ion binding; DNA binding; DNA-binding transcription factor activity, RNA polymerase II-specific
Source: RefSeq, a predicted model, not a curated record